AUGAGAGUCCUUCUCCAUCUCUCAGCCCUCCUGGUUUCCCUGAUCGUGCUCCAGGCUGCAGAGUCUGCCAAAAAUGCACAGACCCCCAGAGCCUCUGACAUCUGUGAUGCUGUGAGUCAGGUCAAGGUCCAGGUCAACAAAGCCUUCCUGGAUUCCCGGACCAGGCUGAAGACGGCCAUGAGCUCCAAGACUCCCACCACCCGACAGCUCUCAGAAUAUCUCAAGCAUGCCAAAGGCUGGACACGCACAGCCAUCCGCAGCGGGCAGGUGUGGGAGAGUUCUUUAAAGAAGCUGAGACAGGAGGCAUCCUUGACCAAUGUCACAGACCCCAGCCUGGACUUGACUUCACUGUCUUCAGAGGUGGGCUGUGAUAACCCUGCUCCUGUGGUGAAAUGCGACAUGAGCAGUCCUUACCGCACCAUUACCGGAAACUGUAAUAACAGGAGGAAGCCCGCACUGGGCGCCGCCAACAGGGCGCUGGCUCGCUGGCUGCCUGCCGAGUACGAGGACGGGCUCUCCCUCCCCUUCGGGUGGACGCCGGGGAAGACGCGGAACGGCUUCCCUCUUCCGCUGGCCCGUGAGGUAUCCAAUGAGAUUGCUGGCUAUCUGAACGAGGAGGGUGUCCUGGACCAAAACAGAUCCCUGCUUUUCAUGCAGUGGGGUCAAAUUGUGGACCACGACUUGGACUUUGCCCCUGACACCGAGAUGGGGAGUAGCAACUAUUCCAAAGCCCAGUGCGAUGAGUACUGUAUCCAGGGAGACAACUGCUUCCCCAUCAUGUUCCCACCUGGUGACCCCAAACUAAAGACUCAGGGGAAGUGCAUGCCUUUCUUCCGAGCUGGGUUCGUCUGCCCCACUCAACCCUACCAGUCCCUGGCCCGAGAGCAAAUCAAUGCUCUUACCUCCUUCCUGGACGCCAGCCUUGUUUAUGGUCCGGAACCAAGCUUGGCCAGCCGUCUGCGCAACCUCAGCAGUCCCCUGGGCCUCAUGGCUGUCAACCAGGAGUUCUCGGACAAUGGGUUACCCUUGCUGCCCUUUGUCACCCAGAAGCCAAGCCCCUGUGAACUCAUCAACACCACGGCGAACGUGCCCUGCUUUCUUGCAGGAGAUUCCCGAGCCGCAGAGCAGAUCCUGCUGGCCACUUCCCACACUCUCUUUCUCCGUGAGCACAACCGGCUGGCCAGAGAGCUGAAGACACUCAACCCUCAGUGGGAUGGAGAGAAGCUCUAUCAGGAAGCCCGGAAAAUCCUGGGAGCCUUUGUGCAGAUUAUCACCUUCAGGGACUACCUACCCAUUGUGCUGGGUGAUGAGAUGCAGAAGUGGAUCCCCCUAUACCAAGGCUACAAUGAAUCUGUGGAUCCCCGAAUUUCCAAUGUCUUUACUUUUGCUUUCCGCUUUGGCCACUUGGAGAUUCCCUCCACUGUGUCCCGCCUGGAUGAGAAUUAUCAGCCAUGGGGUUCAGAGUCAGAACUCCCCCUACACACUCUCUUCUUCAACACUUGGAGGAUAGCCAAAGACGGUGGAAUUGAUCCUCUGGUGAGGGGCCUGCUGGCCAAAAAGGCCAAAUUGAUGAAACAGAAUAAAAUGAUGACAGGAGAACUACGCAACAAGCUGUUCCAGCCAACUCAUACCAUCCAUGGCUUUGACCUGGCUUCUAUCAACAUACAGCGUGGUCGGGACCAUGGGCAGCCUGCAUACAACUCCUGGAGAGGCUUCUGUGGCCUCUCACAGCCACGGACACUGGAGGAACUGAGUACCGUGCUGAGGAACGAGAUGCUGGCCAAGAAGUUCCUGGGUCUCUAUGGAACCCCUGACAACAUCGACAUCUGGAUAGGGGCCAUUGCUGAGCCCCUGGUAAAAAGAGGCCGGGUGGGGCCUCUCCUGGCCUGCCUCCUGGGCCAGCAGUUCCAGCGGAUCCGUGAUGGAGACAGGUUCUGGUGGGAAAACCCAGGGGUCUUCACAGAGAAACAGCAGGACUCUCUGAAGAAAAUGUCCUUCUCACGUCUUGUCUGUGACAAUACCCACAUCACCAAGGUCCCACUGAACCCAUUCAAGGCCAACAGCUAUCCCCAAGACUUUGUGGACUGCUCAGGCAUUGAUAAGCUGGACCUCUCACCCUGGGCCUCAGUUGAGAAUUAG
This is a messenger RNA of Castor canadensis (American beaver), 2139 nucleotides long. It is a transcript of the gene Lpo, whose product is annotated as lactoperoxidase. Gene Ontology annotation, molecular function: heme binding; thiocyanate peroxidase activity. Gene Ontology annotation, biological process: defense response to bacterium; response to oxidative stress. The record is from RefSeq and is a predicted model, not a curated record. NCBI's taxonomy places the organism in Eukaryota, Metazoa, Chordata, Mammalia, Rodentia, Castoridae.